Momordica charantia (bitter melon) is the source of this 877-nucleotide messenger RNA. RefSeq names its product flavonol synthase 1 (gene FLS1). Lineage: Eukaryota; Viridiplantae; Streptophyta; Magnoliopsida; Cucurbitales; Cucurbitaceae. The record is from RefSeq and is a predicted model, not a curated record.
CUUGAAAAGGAAAUCGAUGGCAAAAAAGGAUGGGUCGACCAUUUGUUCCAUAUAAUCUGGCCCCCUUCCGACAUCAACUACAAAUUCUGGCCUCAAAACCCCCCUUCCUACAGGGCUGCCAAUGAGGAGUACAGAAAGCACUUACAUGGGGUUGUGGACAAGCUGUUCAAAAGCCUGUCUCUGGGGCUGGGGCUGGAACCGCAUGAGCUGAAAGAGGGCGCUGGAGGAGACGAAUUGGUGUAUCUGCUCAAAAUCAACUAUUACCCACCAUGUCCCCGCCCUGAUCUGGCUCUGGGGGUGCCCGCCCACACCGACAUGUCGGCCAUCACCAUUCUUGUGCCAAACGAAGUCCAGGGCCUCCAGGCCUUCAGAGAUGGGCAUUGGUAUGACGUCAAGUACAUCCCAAAUGCCCUCGUCAUCCACAUCGGUGACCAAAUUGAGAUUCUGAGUAAUGGGAAGUACAAGGGCGUGUUUCAUAGGACGACGGUGGACAAGGAUAAGACGAGGAUAUCGUGGCCGGUGUUCUUGGAGCCGCCGGCGGAGUUUGAAGUUGGGCCGCAUCCGAAAUUGGUCGACGAGAAGAAUCCGGCGAAGUACAAGAGGAAGAAGUUCGGUGAGUAUGCGUAUUGCAAGCUGAACAAGAUCCCCCAGUGACUGAAUUUGAAACUGAACGAAAGAAAGGGUGUCGUUUGUUAUUGUAUUUCUCCGGCCACGGCGGCUCUGCUAACGAAGUCGGUGACGUGUGCGAUAUAGUAUUGUGUCACGAAAAUUGGCAUCAGGGGGCUGGCCUUCUUUCCAAUUAAUAACACGCCUAUAUUUACUUAUAAUGGAACUUUAUUAAAACAACAAUAUUUAAAGCUAACCACUACUUAAAAUU